Messenger RNA from Ipomoea triloba (trilobed morning glory), 3905 nucleotides. Its product is annotated as probable LRR receptor-like serine/threonine-protein kinase At3g47570. NCBI's taxonomy places the organism in Eukaryota, Viridiplantae, Streptophyta, Magnoliopsida, Solanales, Convolvulaceae. The transcript is spliced from 7 exons. The record is from RefSeq and is a predicted model, not a curated record. Gene Ontology annotation, molecular function: protein kinase activity; ATP binding; protein binding. Gene Ontology annotation, biological process: protein phosphorylation. Bases 58 to 3414 code for a protein of 1118 amino acids.
AUAUAAUUUUUAUGAAAGCUCAAAACUUGCUUACAUAAUAGAUUGUGUUAUUCCAUAAUGGAGAUCACUCGCCAUUGUUUAUGUUUAUCCAUCUUCUUCUUGCACUGUCUAAUGGUUUGCUUAACCAUUAAUGCCCAUACCAACAUUACCACCGACAAACAUGCCCUUCUUUCUCUAAAAUCAAAAGUUUCUUUUGAUCCUCAUAGAAUUUUAGCUAACAAUUGGUCUGUUAAAAGCAUUACUCCUUGUAAUUGGAUUGGAGUCACUUGCAGCUCUCGUCACAAUAGAGUAAUUGCUUUGAACCUUUCUAACAUGGGUCUCGUUGGAGAAUUAACUCCAGAUGUGGGAAAUCUCUCUUUCCUUGUUUCACUAGACUUGAGCCAAAACAAUUUUCAUAAUUCCUUCCCUCGAGAACUUUCUCAAUUGCGACGCCUCAAAGUUCUUCAGUGUAGAUUCAAUAACUUUAGUGGAAAUAUUCCUUCGUGGUUUGGUCUGUUACCAAACCUUAGAAUUUUGUAUUUGGGGAAUAAUAACAUUACUGGUUUUCUUCCCAUGUCCCUUUUUAAUCUUUCAAAACUUGAGGUGUUGAGUUUAGGAGUUAAUUCUCUUGAAGGGAGUGUUCCUAGAGAACUUAGCAAUCUUUCCCAACUGAAGUGGUUAGGUUUCAGCAAUAAUCGUCUUAUUGGAUCUUUUCCUUUGGGCAUCUUAAAUUUGUCUAAAUUAGAAAUUCUAGCUCUUCCGUAUAAUAGCUUAUUUGGUGAACUUCCCCUUGAUCUUGGGAAUAGUCUUCCUAAAUUACAAAAAUUUAAUAUUCAUUACAACAAAUUUAGUGGUCAAAUCCCAUCAAGUUUAUCUUACUGUUCAUCUCUUCAAACUAUAUCUCUACCUUUCAAUAAUUUUAGUGGGCAUGUACCAAAAGAAUUUGGAAACUUAACAAAGCUUAGGGGGUUAUACCUUGGUGAGAAUCCGUUAACAGGACCUAUGCCAAAGGAACUUGGGAAUUUAACCAUGCUUCAUUUCCUAUACAUUGGACAUUGCAACUUUGGAGGUGUAAUACCAAAAGAGUUGGGAAAACUUCAUAUGUUGGAGCAAAUAACUUUAGAAUUUGCUAACUUAAGUGGGUCCAUACCCAAGGAAAUCUUCAACAUUUCUUCUUUACAAAUAAUUUCAUUUGCAGCCAAUAACCUUGUGGGCACACUUCCUUCAAGCAUGGGGCAUGCUCUAUUGAACUUAGAGAGACUCUAUCUUCAUGGAAAUAGGCUCUUUGGAGUGAUACCAGACUCUAUCUCAAAUUGUUCAAACCUUAUUAAUUUAGCUUUUGAAGAUAACCAUCUCAGCGGCACAUUACCUACAUCUCUUGGUAAUCUAAGGCUCCUCGAAAAACUAUUUAUAGAUGGAAACAUGCUCACAAAUGGUGUUGAAUCUCCCGAGUUGAGUAUUAUCAAUUCUUUGGUAAAUUGCAAUUACUUGGAGAUAGUACACUUAGAUGAUAACCCUCUAGACGCUAUCCUUCCGUCAUCAAUUGGGAAUCUUUCUUCAUCCCUUGAAUUGUUGUCUGCAUGGGGUUGUGGGUUAAAGGGAAUCAUACCAAAUCAACUAGGAAACUUAAGCAGCUUGAUUGCCUUGGAUCUGCAUAGCAAUAACUUGGUCGGAUUUAUUCCACCAAUGCUAGGUAGGGCUAGUAAGCUCCAAGUAUUGGAUCUCAGUAAUAAUAGACUGAGUGGUCCUAUUCCUGAUAGCCUUUGUGAUCUUCACGAUCUGUAUGCAUUAUUUUUGAGCAACAAUCAGUUGUUUGGUAGUUUGCUUAAGUGCUUUGGUAAUAGCACUUCCCUCAGAAAAAUAUAUCUAGAUUCAAACCGUUUGAAUUCUAGAAUGCCUUCAAGUUUGUGCUAUCUCAAAGACUUAUUAGAGCUUGAUUUGAGUUCAAAUUUCUUAGAUGGAUUUAUACCCAAUGACGUUGAAGGUUUGAAGGCACUUUCACUUCUAAACAUGUCUCACAAUCAAAUCUCUGGAAAUAUCCCUGUCACUAUUGGACAAUUGCAAAAUUUGAUUUCUCUUUCCCUUGAACAGAAUAAACUUGAAGGAUCUAUUCCAAAGCAAAUAAGUCAAAUUGUUUCUUUGGAAUCCUUAGAUUUAUCUCUAAACAAACUCUCUGGUUUAAUUCCGGAAUCUUUGGAAAGACUUGCAUACCUCAAAUACUUCAAUGUCUCAUUCAAUGAAUUGAGUGGUGAAAUUCCAUCAGCUGGUUGUUUCAAGAACUUCUCAAGUGCAUCAUUCAUGUUCAAUAAGGAGUUAUGUGGAAAUCCUAGGUUUCACGUGCCACCGUGCCAUUCUACCCACCAUUCGAGGAUUAAAAUAAGAUUCCUUAUUGCUUUUGCAUUUCUUGGAGCUUCAUUGAUAAUUACUUUUGUAAUUAUUGCAUUUGUCCUUGCAAAGCGACAAAAGAAACUAAGAUUUCCAAGUAUGACAGAUAUUGGCUUUCAAUGGGAUAAAUUAAGGAUUUCUUAUAAUGAGCUUUCAAGGGCUACUUCUUGCUUUAGCCAAAACAAUCUAAUUGGUUCAGGUAGUUUUGGCUCUGUGUAUAAAGGGACUUUGGAUGGAGGGAUGCUUAUAGCAGUGAAGGUUUUUAAUCAAUUAGAAGAUGCACUUGAGAGUUUUAAUGUUGAGAUUGAAGUGCUAAAGAAUUUGCGCCAUCGAAAUCUCAAUAAGGUGAUUACGGGAUGUUUUGCCGAUGACUUUAAGGCCUUGGUCCUUGAGUACAUGCCAAAUGGAAGCCUUGACAAGUGGCUACAUUCACAAAGAAACUUCUUGGAUAUGAUUCAGAGGUUGAAUAUAAUGAUUGAUGUUGCAUGUGCUUUAGACUAUCUUCAUAAUGGUUACACAAUACCAGUGGUUCAUUGUGAUCUAAAGCCGACAAAUGUGCUAUUAGAUGAAGAGAUGGUAGCUCAUGUAUGUGAUUUUAGUGUGACAAAGUUUUUAACUAAGGAGGAGAGGUUCAAGCAUACCGAAACUCUAGCAACACUCGGCUAUAUGGCACCAGAGUAUGGAUCCACAGGAAUGAUAUCAACACAUUGUGACGUUUAUAGUUUUGGAAUUUUGCUAAUGGAAACAUUUUCAGCAAGAAGGCCCACAGAUGAAACAUUUAAUGAAGAUAUGAGCUUGAAAAGUUGGAUAAGUGAUUCUUUACCCCAUCAUGCACUUCGAGUUGUAGAUCCCAACUUACUAAGGGUUGAUGAUGAAGACUUCAAUGCGAAAUUGCAGUGUAUAUCCUCUAUAUUAGAAUUGGCUUUGCAUUGUACAGUGGAAUCUCCCCAAAAGCGAUUAAAUGCGAAAGAUGUUAUAGCAAGACUGAAUAAAAUUAAACCUCAGUUCCUAAGAAGUGUUGGGACCACAAAGCAUGCUCACAAUCCUUAAAAAUAGAGGGGGAAAUGAAGGCUAUUAAUUUUACAGGUCGUGCUUUUGUGUCCGAGAUAGUUUUACAAGGGUGGGCUCGUUCGUUGAAUGACGGCGGUUAUGGAGCUUAUCAGUACCUCUUAUGGAUCAUUUGGGCUCUUUUGUGGCCAUCUUCUUAAAGUGGAUCAAGAGUUGCCCUGUGGCUUUAUAUAUUGUGGAAUCUGACUCUCUUACUUUUUUAAUAGCUUUAAUUCUUUUAGAUCGUCUUUGGUUUAAUUGUUAAGCAAUGUUGUUUGGCUGCUCAUGACAUUGGGAACGUUCUGGUUCGCCAUGUCAAAAUGUCAGUGAAUCAUGUAGCUCAUGUACUUGUGCGUGCGACUGGUUCUUCAUUUGUUCUUGGGGAGUGCGUGUCUUCUCCUCCUCUAUGUAUUGCUGAUUUGGUUUAAUAUAUGAUUUCGUGUUUGUUUUUUUAAAAAAAAAAUAAUAAUAAUUUCCUUGUCAGGUGGCGAAAA